CCACUCAAUUCAUUAGCUUCUCUCUCUCGAUCUCGGUUUCUCGAUCGACGACUGCUCUCUCUGAACCGGAGACGGCGUCACGGGACGAAUCUAAUCGCCGGGAAACUGUUGUUUAUUCUUUUUGUCGUUUUUUUUUGGAAAAUCGAAUUGAAUCUCCGGCGAUCUGAUCGGGAUGAGUAACAGCGAGCUUCUCACCGUGGAGCCUCUCGAUCUUCAAUUCCCUUUUGAAUUGAAGAAGCAGAUCUCUUGCUCUCUGUAUUUGACGAACAAGACCGACAAUAAUGUUGCCUUUAAGGUUAAGACUACGAAUCCGAAAAAGUACUGUGUUAGGCCUAACACUGGAGUUGUUCUUCCCAGGUCUACUUGUGAAGUUCUUGUGACCAUGCAAGCUCAAAAGGAAGCUCCUUCAGAUAUGCAGUGCAAGGACAAGUUUCUGCUCCAAGGUGUGAUAGCUAGUCCUGGCGUCACAGCCAAGGAAGUUACUCCUGAGAUGUUUAGCAAAGAGGCUGGACAUCUAGUUGAGGAGACUAAACUGAGAGUUACUUAUGUUGCUCCACCACGACCACCAUCACCGGUUCACGAAGGAUCUGAAGAGGGUUCUUCACCCAGGGCUUCUGUCUCAGAUAAUGGACAUGGUUCUGAGUUUUCUUUUCAGAGAUUUAGCGUGGACAGGGCUGAACCUCAAGAAAACACAUCUGAGGCGAGGGCUCUGAUCACCAAGCUAACCGAAGAAAAACAGUCUGCCAUUCAACUGAACAACAGACUUCAAAGAGAACUGGAUCAGUUAAGGCGUGAAAGCAAGAAGAGCCAAAGUGGUGGUAUCCCAUUCAUGUACGUUCUUCUGGUCGGACUCAUCGGUCUAAUUUUGGGAUACAUUCUGAAGAGGACAUAAACCACCCACCUGAAUUUAAUCCCUCACCCGCCACGAAGGAAGAAAAACAAAAUAGACUUUUAACUCUUUUCAGUCGGACAUUUUUUUCACUUCUGUAUUUGUCAAUUUCGCCUUAAAAAGGUGUCCUAGAAGAUUUGUGUUUCGUAACUCAGUUUGCUUUGUCUUUUCAACUUUUGUAAUCCAAAUGAUUUUGCGUUGGUUCUUUCUCCACUAAUUCUUAUCUUUCUUAACAAAAAA
Messenger RNA from Arabidopsis lyrata subsp. lyrata, 1129 nucleotides. RefSeq names its product vesicle-associated protein 1-1. Gene Ontology annotation, biological process: endoplasmic reticulum membrane organization. Lineage: Eukaryota; Viridiplantae; Streptophyta; Magnoliopsida; Brassicales; Brassicaceae. The transcript is spliced from 8 exons. The coding region runs from base 173 to 892 and encodes 239 amino acids. The record is from RefSeq and is a predicted model, not a curated record. Gene Ontology annotation, cellular component: plasma membrane; endoplasmic reticulum membrane.